Brassica rapa (field mustard) is the source of this 2835-nucleotide messenger RNA. Its product is annotated as transcription factor bHLH63. Gene Ontology annotation, molecular function: DNA-binding transcription factor activity; protein dimerization activity. Gene Ontology annotation, biological process: regulation of DNA-templated transcription. Gene Ontology annotation, cellular component: nucleus. Lineage: Eukaryota; Viridiplantae; Streptophyta; Magnoliopsida; Brassicales; Brassicaceae. The record is from RefSeq and is a predicted model, not a curated record.
GGUACUUCAACAAGUUUUGGGCUUGAGUUUUUUCAAAUAUAACUGAAACUACACUAUGACCCAUGCUUUAAAGUGCAGAAGUAUUGUUUAACAAAAUCUAAUUUACAAUAUCAAUAAACCUUAACAUUUUUUAUAAGUAUUUUUUUUAUUUUAGUGUAUUUUAAAACUAUAUAAUUAUAUUAUUUUAUAUUUAUAUAAAAUAAAAUAAAAAAUUAUUUUUAAUUCAAACUGUUUCAUUACAGAGUUUUAAUUAACAAAUUGUAAUUUGUUUAAUUAAAUUUGUGAUAUAUACUUAUUUGAUAAAAUUUUAGUUAUAAAACUUAUUUGAUGUUAAUUUAUUGACUAUAACAUUUUAUUUGUGUAAAACUAUUUGAUGUCAACAUAAACCAAACAUAAUCUCGCAUAUAUAAUUAUAUGUUCUUAAGAAUAAAAACAGUUUAAGAAUAAGAAUCUAAUAUUUAUUAAGUUUAAAGGGAUGCAAUUUUUUGUUUUAUGAAAAUACAAACAAAAUAAUCUAUUAAUUUAAUUAGUUUUAUAUUAAAUGAUUUUUUGUAGCAUUUAAACACACAAAAUAGUUAAACUUAUUUUCAACUUUUUAUAAAAUAUUUGAGUGGUUUUAAAUCAAAUAAUAUAAAAAAGAUAAAUAAAAGGUUAUUAAAAAAGUAUGACAUAAUAUUUUAUAUUGUUUGGACACAAGAUUGGUUAGUGUGUUGUUUGGAAAUACAUUUAGUAGUAUAAUGUUAUUUUCCAUAAUUAGAAAAGUGAAUUUAACUAUAUAGUACAAGAGUGUAUUUAAUUUAAAAAUUUACAAAAAGGCUGGAUCCAUGAAAAUGAUUUUUUUUUAAUAAAAGGGAUAUCUGAACCUUUUAAAAUAUUAAAUAACAUAUAUAAUAUCAAUUCAUCUCAGCUUUUUUGUCCGAACUUAUUUUUAUAUCCGAAUGAACAUAAAUAUCUGAAAAUAAGCAAAUUUCAAACAACCAAGAUUCAGCAAAAAAAUACAUUUUGUUUAGGCUUAACAAAAGUAUAUAUAUUUGAAGAUAACCUUCUAUAUAAUAUCGGAUAUCAAUAUCGAAUAUUACCCUUUGAGGUUCGAAUAUCCAAUUUCUUAACUCUCUUUGUAUCGGGUUUGAGUUCGAGUUUUUGGGAUCAGAUUUCUGUUCGAAUAUCAGGUUUGAAUAUUAUGCCAGCCCUAUCUCUAAACAUCACAAUACUACUACUACAAUCAUCUACAACUUUCAGAUUGUACUGGUCCUACUUAUCUAAUGCGAUGAACUUGGAUUAAGUACAAAGCAGAUGCUUUUUUCUUUUCUUGUAUUAUAAAUAUCACUUCCUCUUCUACAGUGACAUUUACUCUGUUCUUUAUCACUGCAACUCGAAAAGAGAAGAAGAAGAUGAUGAUGAUGAUGAUGAAUGGAGCUACAGAAGCUGAGCUUUUACUCAACUGUACCAACAUGUCGUUCUUACAGCUCCAAAGGGAUCACCUAAGAUACCACCACCAUCCCGGCUUCUUCUCCAACUUUUCGACUAUUAACGGCGGCGGCUUUCUGGCGACAACCGGUUUGAAUAUUCCGGAUAUUUACAGGGAGAAGACGACGGAGAGUGAUGCCAUACUCUCAAUGUCGCCGGAAAAUAUAACAACUUCUGCGACGUUUGUGUCUGAAAAUCUCAAGAAAAGGAAGCUUGAUGACGUCGUUACAGAGACUAAGGUUUGUGAUGAGAAGAGGAUGAUGAUGAGGAAUAAAGCCAAGAAAGAAGAAAACAAUUUUUCUAACGAUUCAUCAAAAGUGACGAAGGGAUCGCAGAAAAGGGAUUAUAUCCAUGUUCGUGCACGUAGAGGACAAGCCACUGAUAGCCACAGCAUUGCAGAACGAGCUAGAAGAGAAAAGAUCAGCGAGAGAAUGAAGUAUCUUCAAGCUUUAGUUCCUGGAUGUGACAAGAUCACAAGCAAAGCAGGGAAGCUUGAUGAGAUCAUUAACUAUGUUCUGUCCCUUCAGACACAGGUCGAGUUCUUAUCGAUGAAACUAGCAGCUCUGAAUUCAAGGUUGGAUUUCCAUAUAGAUGAAAUGGUUAAUUCCGUUUAUCCUCAUGAAAUAGUUAGUACCGGUUAUCUUCAUUUCAAUCCAAUGCAACAAGUGAUUACCAGUUCUGAUCCACCACUGCAAUGUUUCAACAAUGGUCAAGCACCUUCGAUGUGGGAACCUGAUGUGCAGAGUCUUUAUAGCUCUCUAGGAGUUUGAUUAUAAAAAAAAAACAACCUUACCGUUAAUGAUUAGAUGGCAUAUUUUGUGGGUUUAUGGUUUAGGACAAUUACAAAUAUAUAUCCCAAUUGAUUCAAAAUUUACAGAUAUAAAGAUUUCAUUUGCAGGUUCUCUGGACAGAGACAACUUAUUUUUCAAGGGGGCAAUUUUUUAUUUGAGAAGAGUAUAUAAGAAUAUUGUGUGUGUGUGUGUUUUUUUUUGAAACUUUUUUUUUUGAAAUACCUAAGAUUAUUGCGUGUAUAGAUGCAAAACAGUAAUAUAAUUUAUCAUAAGGUGCAAGCAAUCUUUUAAUGAAGCAUUAGGCUAUUUCAUGUGUAAGAGAAAUUUGCAUCCAAGAUCCAACAUUAGCAAUAUUAAAAGGACUUAGGGCAUCUCUAAUGAAACAUUAUUUUUUUUUAUCUAUAUUGUUUUUUAGAAUAGAGCAAUUUUAUUGUAGAUUUGUUGUAGUGGUAUGUCUUUAUAAUAGAAGAAAAUAUAAAUGGAUAAAAUGGUAACAUCCCUCUAUAUUCUACACUGCAGUAGAAUAGAAUUACACCAUUGGAAAAAUCCUAUAUAAUAGAUUUACACUAUUUUAAAA